UUUGUUGAGUCCGGCGUCUCCGACGCCGGCGGCGGCGGCUGGGGUCCUUGGUCGCGGCGCCACCAUGGCGGUGCGACAGGCUCUGGGCCGGGGCCUGCAGCUGGGUCGGGCGCUGUUGCUGCGCUUCACGGCCAAGCCGGGCCCGGCCUACGGCUGGGGGCGGCCUGAGCGGCCGGGCCCCGCGGCGAGCUGGUGCCGCGGAGAGCGCCCGGGCCAGGCCGCGGGGCCCGGCGCGGAGCCGCGCAAGCUCGGGCUCGGGCUCCCCGAGCGCUACCGCUUCUUCCGCCAGUCGGUGGCCGGGCUGGCGGCGCGGCUCCAGCGGCAGUUCGUGGUGCGGGCCCGGGGCGGCUUAGGCCCUGGAGGCCGGGCCGUCUUUCUGGCCUUCGGGCUGGGGCUGGGCCUCAUCGAGGAGAAGCAGGCAGAGGGCAGGCGGGCAGCCUCGGCUUGUCAGGAGAUCCAGUCAAUUUUUACCCAGAAAAACAAGCUGCUGCCUGACCCAUUGGACACUGGACGGUCACAGGGCUUCCAGUUAGAGGAGUACCUGAUAGGGCGGCCCCUGGGCAAGGGCUGCAGUGCUGCUGUGUACGAAGCCACCAUGCCUGUGUUGCCCCGGAAGCUCGAGGUGGCAAAGAACCUAAGGCUUCUUCCAGGGAGGGGCCCAGAUACCAUUCCGCGGGACGAAGAGGAGGACCGGACCCCACGAGACUCUGUCUUUCCCUUAGCCAUCAAGAUGAUGUGGAACAUCUCGGCGGGGUCUUCCAGUGAAGCCAUCUUUAGCACCAUGAGCCAGGAGCUGGUCCCAGCUAGCAGAGUGGCCUUGGCGGGGGAGUAUGGAGCAGUCGCUUGCAGAAAACCCGAGAGAGGUCCCAAGCAACUGGCCCCUCACCCCAAUAUCAUCCGGGUCUUCCGCGCCUUCACCUCGUCUGUACCACUGCUGCCAGGAGCCCUGGCCGACUAUCCUGCUGUGCUGCCCCCAUGUCUUCAUCCCGAGGGCCUGGGCCACAGGCGGACACUUUUCCUCGUUAUGAAGAACUACCCUUGUACCCUGCGCCAGUACCUGCGGGUGAACACCCCAGGCCCCCGCCUCGCCACCAUGAUGACCUUGCAGCUCUUGGAAGGGGUGGACCAUCUGGUUCAACAGGGCGUUGCACACAGAGACUUAAAAUCUGACAACAUUCUCGUGGAGUUGGAUGCAGACGGCUGCCCCUGGUUGGUGAUCACAGAUUUUGGUUGCUGCCUGGCAGAUGAGCGCAUUGGCCUGCAGUUGCCUUUCACCAGCUUCUAUGUGGAUCGCGGUGGAAACGGCUGCCUGAUGGCUCCAGAGGUGUCCACAGCCUGCCCUGGCCCCAAGGCGGUGAUUGACUACAGCAAGGCUGAUGCCUGGGCAGUGGGAGCACUCGCCUACGAGAUCUUUGGGCUCCCCAAUCCCUUCUAUGGCCAGGGCAAGGCCCCCUUUGAAAGCCGCAGUUACCAAGAGGCUCAGCUGCCUGCGCUCCCCAUGUCAGUGCCUCUAGACAUGAGACAGCUGGUGAGGUCACUGCUCCAGCGGGACGUCAGCAAGAGACCAUCUGCCCGGGUAGCUGCUAAUGUGCUUCAUUUAAGCCUCUGGGGUGAACACACUCUAGCCCUGAAGAAUCUGAAACCAGACAAGAUGAUUGGCUGGCUCCUCCAACAAUCAGCUGCUACUCUGUUGGCCAACAGUCUUACUAAGAAGAGCUGUGUAGAAACAAAAAUGAAGAUGUUAUUUCUGGCCAACCUGGAGUUUGAAGCGCUGUGCCACGCAACCCUCCUCCUCUGCUCCUGGAGGGCAGCCCUGUGAUGACUCUGAUGUAGCUGGUCAGUUACUAAAAGAACUUGACAUCAUCUGUUGUCGUGAUGGUCUGUGAAUGCUGAGCGAGGGGGCUCAUAGGUGUGAGGGUGGGAGACAGGAGAAAAGAUGGUGCAGAGAGAGCUAGUCAACCAAAGAGAAGGCUCUGGUUUGGCAAGUGGAAGGAAGAACAUGAGUCCAAGUUCAGUCUGUAGCUACUCGCUUGCUAUAGCUGUGGGAUUUGGGGUGCGUCAUAUUAACCUGGGUGGACUAAAAUUCUCUUACCUGUAAAAUGAAGAAAAUGGUCUAGGUAGGAGUUGGCAAACUUCUUUUGUAGAGGGCCUGAGAUUAAAUACCCAGGCUGCGGCAGCUACUCGUCAUUGUGGCACAAAAGCAGUCUUAAGUGUGUGAGGGAGUAAGUGUGGCUGUGUGUCAAUCAAGCUUUAUUUAUAGAUACUGAAACUAAUUUCAUCUGUCAUGUGAUAUUCUUUUAGUGUUUUUCAACCAUUUAAAAAACUGAAAACCAUUUUUAGCUUGCAGGCCAGACAGGCCCACAGGCCACAGUUUGCCAAACCCUAGUCUAGAUGAAGGGCCUAACUCUAAAGAAAUGCUAACUAAUCACUAGGCCCUUUUUUGUGUGUGUAUCACUGCUAAAAAUAACGUGGUAAGUUCUCCAUGUAAAAUCCAAAGGAUUGAGUUCUCUGUGCCAAACGAGAUGUUAAGCUGGAGGGAGGGCUUUUUGAUAAGCAGUUAUGUCAUCCCAGCCCUCUGAACAGUUCCUAGCCGAGCCAGUUUGUUAGAUGAGGCUGGGCUGAGGGUUAGACCUGUGCUCCCCACCCUUUAGAGGAUCCAGGCCAAGGCAGUGGCUGUUAGUGGCAGGGCGACUAUGACAUGUGCUCCUAGCUCCAGGAACAGACUGGCUCACCGGAAGGCAGCAGCCAUGACGUCAGCCUGCCCGUUACCUGAGCUAAGGUAAACAUCCGCACAGGUCAGGAUAUUCAGGUACCCGGAUGAAUACACAGGAUGAAUACACAUCCACGUGAGGCCUGAGCAGCAGGGAGCCACUGCGCUGCAGGGACACAUUCUAGAGCACCUUUGAGGGCGUUUCUGAGGAAGUAUUUCUAGAGAGCUCUUCCAGCUACUGAACUGAGUCCAGCAGAGCUAAAAUGACAAAGGAAAUGGAAAUUAACAAUGUAGUGUUUUAAACUUGCUAAUUUCCCUUUUGACCAGCAUUUCGUAACGGAAAUUGUGAAAAAAUUAAAUGCACAUUGAAAACUGCAGA
Molecule: messenger RNA, 3089 nt
Organism: Manis javanica (Malayan pangolin)
Lineage: Eukaryota; Metazoa; Chordata; Mammalia; Pholidota; Manidae
Gene: PINK1
Product: PTEN induced kinase 1
Biological process (GO): protein phosphorylation; regulation of apoptotic process; autophagy of mitochondrion
Cellular component (GO): mitochondrion
Molecular function (GO): ATP binding; protein serine/threonine kinase activity
Source: RefSeq, a predicted model, not a curated record